CCCCAGCCACCAUCUUGUGCGCUCGCCCCGGGAGGUGCGGAACAAAAGCCAACAGGCUCCAGGUUUCGGCGCGCCGCAGUGGGAGCCAAGAGCAGAUUUAUCAGCAGGAUUAGGCGGUGCAUCUGCCUCUCUGCCCGGGACAUGUGUUUGUGGGUGCCUAGGGCCACGGCAACAUGCAAAGGGGGGGAUAAGGUAUAUUAUGGGAUAGAUGCUGAGGUGGCAACGAGUAAACUUCGUCUCCAAACUUUAUCUCUGUUUAUCGAGCUGCCCCCCCGUCUACCUCUGCGGUGUCUGUGUUUGAGUGUCUAUUUGGCUGGGUAACCGGGGGAGACAGGAGUCAGCACUACUGUCCCAGAGAGACAAGUCAUGUAAUUAAAGCUUCACAGCCUUGAUUCGCCUACUUAAAAGAUCAAGGCUGGGUCCUUUUGGGGGCUUUUCGGGUUAUUAUCUCACUAGGGUGUCAUUAAAGCCAUAGAAUAGAUUGUAUUAUUCCAUUGGUGCUGCAUUUAGGUGUUUGAAGGUCUUCCAUCCACAAAUAGCAUCUGAGCAGCUAUAUUUGUGUACGUGUAUGUGUUGAAACUGGGAAGAUUACCUUCAUUUGAAAUGGAUACUGUAUGCUAAGGCGGGUAUGUUCUUACCUCGCUGUUUCGAACAGUGGACGCGAGAGAGCCGAUGGUGGGGGUUUGGUGAGUCCCUGAGCUCGUCUUCUAGCAGAGGUUGUUUAUCUAUGUCCCUCGAUAGAAGUGCUUGUGAUAGGAGUUUAAGGAUGGCAGGGACCCCUGUUCAACACAAGCUCGUUUAAUUCAGUUUCGAUUCAACAUAAUUUAAUGUCUGCCAGGAGCUUAAAUGAGCUCCUGCGACGUCAUCCAUUUGUUUACGCACACAAGCCACAGCUAAUCACGUAGGUAUACAUACCGACAGAAAGAAGAAAAAAAACCUAUAUCCUAUAAUAUGAAAUUCUUUCAUGUGUUGCUUUGAGUAACCACAUGCCCACGUGGCAGUUUGUUUGAAACACCUGCCGAUUCUAUUCAGUUUUAAGCUGUGCCCAUCUGCACGCACAUGCACACACUCGUUAUUAUGUGGACUCCCUGACAACAUUCUCUCUGUGUCAUAGAUCAGCGAAGUAGUCCAGUCAAAAACUUUGAAGGUCGUACUUCUGAAUGAGUAGCCUGCGCAGGAAUUUAGAUAGACUUUCAUUGUAUUUCAUCUGGCUGCGGACAAUUUAGCCGUGCUAUAUCUGUGCUGACUAAAGGCGCAAACGCUCUUUUCUAUUUAUGUCUAGUGAAGAUUGUUAUCAGUUAAUAAGCGCUACAACAUUCCAUUAUGGAAGUCACGCAUUUGGAAACGUAGGGACGUACGCAGAACUAAAUGACAAAGCACCAUAUCAAUCAACUUAUCAAACGGUGUGCGUGACUAAAUACGUGGUUGUACCAGGCACCUCUCAUGUUCUAUUUUAUUUUCACAAUUAACGUCUAAACGUGUCUUGUACAUGGAGGUGAGCACAACAGCUCCUUCCUGUGGUAAAAUGCUGCACCUCCACCAAUGUGCUCAGUGAAUCUUGGACUGCAAAACAGCUUCGUCGAAUGGGGAUAAUGUGGGUUGACUCCGCAGGAAGCAUCAACCGGGCGGGGGCCGUCCCCACGUUUCUGAGGACCCCCACGAUGAUCCAGUCCCACCUGGACAUGAAACCCUUCCUGCAGUUCCCCAUGGACACUGCCCCGCCCCACAGCGUCGGGCUCUUCCCCAACUUCAACGCGAUGGACCCUGUGCAGAAGGCUGUGAUCAACCACACCUUUGGAGUUCCAUUGGUCAAGACCAAACGACCCAUCAUCUCCUGCAACGUCUGCCAGAUCCGAUUCAACUCUGAGAGUCAGGCAGAAGCUCACUACAAGGGGAACCGUCAUGCCAGGAGGGUGAAAGGCAUUGAGACCUCCAAGAGUCGCCCGCAGGAGAGCGACAAGCUUCCCCCUGUGCCCACCUCCUCCCCGUCACCUCCGGUGCCCAUGAUCUGUGCUCCGGAGUCCGACCCAAUCAAAGCAGAUGAACCGCGGGCCGUCGCACAGUUGAACGGGCCCCGCCUGGCGCCAGGGCCCAGCCCGCUCUCCGCCCCCCAGCCCCCCACCCCGGACUCCCCCAGCCCCACCACGGUGUGCCCUCUGACACCCGCCCUCUCCACCCCAGUACAGCCGCCCGUCUCUUCCACCUCCCCCGGCUGCGUCCCCAGCAACCCCGAGCAGGUCGCCGGGGCCCCGGGGGCCGCAGGAGCCCCCGCCGCCGCCGCGGCCCCCGGCAACCCCGAGAGCGAAGAGGACAAAGCCAAGAAGCUGCUGUACUGCUCACUGUGCAAAGUGGCUGUCAACUCCCUCUCACAGUUAGAGGCCCACAACAAAGGCACCAAACACAAAACCAUUCUGGAGGCACGGAGUGGGCUGGGCCCCAUCAAGGCGUAUCCCCGCCUGGGCCCCAAGCCCAUCGGAGAGCAGGGAGGAGGCCCCACCGACCCCAACACUCAGGAACGCACCUUCCACUGUGAGAUCUGCAAUGUGCGGGUCAACUCUGAACUGCAGCUCAAACAGCACAUAUCAAGUCGAAGGCACCGGGAUGGAGUAGCUGGGAAGCCCAAUCCUCUCCUCAGCAGGCACAAGAAGCACAGGGGAGCUGACCUCACGGUGUUCCAGCCAGGAAACACAGAACUACAUAGUGCAUAUCCUGGAUGGCUAAUGGGAAAGACACAGUCUUCUCUGUCCUUCUCUCAGGAUCUCACCAAAGCUCUGGGUGCCGGUCUCCUGCCCAGCCCUCUGGCGGUAGCGGCGGCCAUGGCGGCGGCGGCCUCCUCCAACCACCUGGCUCUCCGGGCGGCAGGCCCCUCGCCCCACCCACACGCCCACCACCACCACCACCUCCUCCAGGGCACGCCGCUGAGCCACGCCAUCCUGCGGCCGGCGCCCGGCCCCAUCCGCACCACCCACGGCCCCAUCCUCUUCUCCCCGUACUGACACCGCUCCCUCUUCCGCACCGCCUCCAGCCAAUCCAAAAAACCCACCCGGUCCAAAAACCCACCAGCCUGCCUGCCCGCUCCCACUCCCGACCCCCACCCAUAAAACCCACAGCACCACAAGACAACAAGGCCAGUCAGGAGCAGCAGCUCCCACCGCCACCCCACCCGUCCCCCCAUCCCACCCAAAAAAAAACUUAAACAAAACAAAAGAUGAAAAAAAAAAAAAAAAAAAAACAACAACGAACAAAAAAACACGACUCGUAUUAAAGCACACUGUGAAGAGGAGAUCGAAUCAACCAAUCAGCGCAAGCAGUCAGUGUAUGAACGCAGACGAGGACUGCGUUUUGGAGACUGCGCCGAGCCAAUCAGCAACUGACAUUUUGACAAGACCAGAGCGAGCGAGAGAGAGAGAGAGAGCGAUGGACACAGAGGAAAGGAGAGCGUCUGAAAUGAGGCUUGUCGUCCCCUCACUCCCCACAGGCCCCAGGGCUCCACUGUGCACUCAGCCAGCUGACAGGGUGAUUGGCAGGAGGAGGAGGAGGAAGAGGAGGAGGAGGAGGAGGAGGAGGGUGAGCUAGCGGAGCAAGAGAGUGCUGCAAUAGAGAAGGGGUGGCCCAAUGCUGGAGACAUCAGAGCUUGCCUUCCCUCUCCCUAACCCUGCAUACACUUCCCUAUUCUCCUUACACACACACACACACACACACACACACACACACAUAAACACGCAAAUACACACGGACACAUUAUACACACACUGUGAGAUGGGAGCAGCUCAUGUUGGAUCCCUGAGAUGCAGGUUUUCUGCGGAGACCAUGAGACGUGCUUCUUCCUAGAGACGCUAAACCCACACACACAGACGUUGCAGGCGUGCAGCAGCGGUUUGAUGCAGACACACAAACUGUCGCCAAGUGUUUCACUCUGUCUUUGGGCUUCAACCGUGUCCUCCUCUGCCCUAUGCACCUCUAAUACAAAAAAAAAAUGUGAGGAAAACAACAACAACAACAACAAAAAAAAGCAAUGAAAAAAAGACAACAAAAAAAAAUCAACAGUUCCAAGUCAACACGUCAUGUCCGUAGGGUUUAGCUGCUUUAAGUGGUCUCUUUCGCUGUGAUCGACUCGUGCCCAUGUAUAGCUUUGGCCUGUGUGGAGACCUCGUGGAACCUCGUGUCUCCCUGGGUGGGUGCCUGCCCGUGGAGGAGGUUGGGUGGGGGGUGGCAGGGUGGCAGGGGGAGGAGGCCGCCCUCACUGAUGCACGCCAGUCAGCCCUCAUUAGCCACUCCCGCCCGUGACAAGAUAUUGGUGUGUCAGCAGCACCAUGGUGUGACGGAGGGUCUGGCUGGGGGGGACGGGGAAGGUGAGAGAGAGGGAUAGAGAAAGAUGGAGAGAGAGAGAGAGAGAGAGAGAGAGAGAGCCGCCGGGGAACACAUUCUCCCAUAAAGGGAUGGGUGUGGGGGGGUGGGCUGUGCAAGGUGAGAGAUGACUUCAGUUUCCGGGGGUCAAUGGGGGGAAAUGACAGCCCAGAGGCUUGGUCUGCUGAUAGCGCAGGGGCCGCUUCCGAGCUGCGGACAGCAAUGUCAAACACAAACAGCCCCCGCAAGGCUGGGAGAACGUGUCAGGCUUCAUAGCAAUCAAACAGCAGUCUGCGAGGAGAGAGAGAGAGAGGGGGAGAGAGGGAGGAAGACAGAGAGACAAGGGCGCCAUCUUGUAUGUUCCCCGUGUCAUUCAUCAUUCCCAUCUUUCAGUGCUACACACACGCCAUCUGUUCGCAGAAACGCACCCUAACAAAUCUCUUUUUGGAUAUCAAAAAAAGGAAUGGAACAGUCGAACUUCUAUUUAUGCUAUUGUAUCGAGUAGAAUAGUCCGAAUUCUUUUGUUUUCAAGGCUGUUGACAUCAGAGAAAAAGAACCCGAAACAUAGCUGAACUAGUGAGGAUGGCUUAUAGCUGUCCAUAGAGUGAAAAGGGCAUCAUUCAGUAGCUGAACCAGGAGUAAGGCAGGAGUAAAGCAGGAGUAGGCUUAUUCCAUUCGGCAGAGCAGAGUCAUAUUGUAUAUAUCAGCAAGACACAGGGAAACCAAGCACACGUUUUACAGCCUCUUCUUGUUACUCUCUAUCGAGAGGUGAUUUAUGCAACAGCGACUCACCCCCACCUGAAGCUUUGACCAGCAAUAGCAUCCCCUUGUGUGUGUGUGUGUGUGUGUGUGUGUGUGUGUGUGUGUGUGUGUGUGUGUGUACCAGUGUACAUGUGUAUAAAUGUGUGGAUCUCAGUCUCCAAUUCUCCAAAUCUGCCCCAAAGUCCCACCCUGGUCACAGUCAUGGCGGAGAAGGGAGUAGGGGUCGGCUAUGACCUUUGACCUUUGAAAUACAAGGUCAUCAAAGAGGCUACACUGUGAGCAGGAGAGGGGUCUCUAUGAGACAAACAGAAACAGUUAUUAGGUUUAGUUUUGAAAAAGAGGGAUAAAAAAAAUACGUUUUUGAAACAGGGGAGGAAAACCAAGAGACUAAAAAGAAUCAUCUUUAAUGGUCAAAGUGGGAGAGGUCUGUAAAAUCCUCCCC
This is a messenger RNA of Clupea harengus (Atlantic herring), 5551 nucleotides long. It is a transcript of the gene znf385a, whose product is annotated as zinc finger protein 385A. The record is from RefSeq and is a predicted model, not a curated record. NCBI's taxonomy places the organism in Eukaryota, Metazoa, Chordata, Actinopteri, Clupeiformes, Clupeidae. Gene Ontology annotation, cellular component: nucleus. Gene Ontology annotation, molecular function: nucleic acid binding; zinc ion binding.